GGCGGAGCACGCCAGCCCGGAAGAGACACCGCGUCGCGCAUGCCCUUUCCUUUCCAGCCCCGGGCCUGGACGUAGCAGCUGCCGAGAUGUUGAUGCCCAAGAAGAACCGAAUUGCCAUUUAUGAACUCCUUUUCAAGGAGGGCGUGAUGGUGGCCAAGAAGGACGUCCACAUGCCGAAACACCCCGAGCUGGCCGACAAGAAUGUCCCCAAUCUGCACGUCAUGAAAGCCAUGCAGUCUCUCAAAUCACGAGGCUACGUCAAGGAACAAUUUGCCUGGAGACACUUCUAUUGGUACCUAACCAACGAGGGUAUCCAGUAUCUCCGUGAUUACCUCCACCUGCCCCCUGAGAUCGUGCCCGCCACCCUGCGCCGCAGCCGUCCUGAGACUGGCAGGCCGAGGCCCAAAGGUCUGGAGGGAGAGCGACCUGCGAGGCUCACGAGAGGGGAAGCCGACAGAGACACCUACAGACGAAGCGCUGUGCCCCCUGGUGCCGACAAGAAAGCUGAGGCCGGGGCUGGGUCAGCCACUGAAUUCCAGUUUAGAGGAGGAUUUGGUCGCGGACGUGGUCAGCCACCUCAGUAAAGUUGGGAGAUUGUUUUGUGUUGAAUAAAUCUGUAGCCGGAAAACA
Suricata suricatta (meerkat) is the source of this 630-nucleotide messenger RNA. It is a transcript of the gene RPS10, whose product is annotated as ribosomal protein S10. Gene Ontology annotation, molecular function: RNA binding; structural constituent of ribosome. Bases 87 to 584 code for a protein of 165 amino acids. The record is from RefSeq and is a predicted model, not a curated record. Lineage: Eukaryota; Metazoa; Chordata; Mammalia; Carnivora; Herpestidae. The transcript is spliced from 6 exons. Gene Ontology annotation, cellular component: cytosolic small ribosomal subunit.